Trachemys scripta elegans is the source of this 4922-nucleotide messenger RNA. Its product is annotated as zinc finger protein 773-like. The coding region runs from base 1008 to 1820 and encodes 270 amino acids. The transcript has 2 exons. Gene Ontology annotation, biological process: negative regulation of transcription by RNA polymerase II. NCBI's taxonomy places the organism in Eukaryota, Metazoa, Chordata, Testudines, Emydidae. The record is from RefSeq and is a predicted model, not a curated record. Gene Ontology annotation, molecular function: RNA polymerase II cis-regulatory region sequence-specific DNA binding; DNA-binding transcription repressor activity, RNA polymerase II-specific.
UCUGAGGUGCCACCAGGACUCCUCAUUGUUUUUGUUUGCCUGUAGUGUCCAGCCCGCUCCUGGAACUCUCGCAGAAGUUACUAAUUUCACUGCUCUUCUGAGGAGACAGUAAACAGCAACUCAUUAAUUUAACCUGGGUUUGACACUCUUAUUGUCUAGCGCUGUGUUAGUUUAUAUUAAAAGUAAAGCACAUUUAUUAAUCAAAAAGGUAUAGAUUUAAGUGAUAUCAAGUAUAAUAAAUAAAGAUAGAAAGGGUGACAGGGAAACAAAAGCAAAUAUACCCUCCUAAGACUAAAACCUGAUUUAACAAACUAGAGUCUUUUGGUCAAAAAGGAGUCUUUCUCAGCAAGUCUCUCUUCCAGCAAUGGCUUACAAGCUCCUCUGGCCUUGAUCCUUUACAGAGUUCAAAGUGCUCAGUUUCGAUGUCUCUUUAACUAAAAGGAUCAUUCAGGGGUUCUCUGACCAUUCCUUUAUAGUCCAGUAAACCUUUGAUGUGUAUUCUUCUGAAAUGUAUCCCUCCAUGCCCCCUUUUCUCCUGCGGGGAAGAUGUGGUCUGGCGAAGGCUUCAUGCUGGUUCCUCCCUCCGGUGAUACUGAGUGGUUAUCUCCUUCCCUUGCUAGCUUGGUGGCUUUGUUUACCUUUUCUGUAAAUGGAUUUCAAGUGUCUCUCAAGUUACCUUGGAGACAAAUGCAAACAGGUGAAACCACAUUCCUUUGUCUAGGGUGGGUACCUUACGUUCUGCCUGGCACACAAUUGAGAACCUAAUUCCACCAUGUUUGUAAUUUUGCAUGUCACCCAUGUGGUUAGAUGUUGAUAGAUGUUUGGCUGCGUGUGUGUUCCCAAUGCGUGCCGCCCCAGCCUUGCGCAGACAGCUGGCAUAGCAGACCUCAAGCAAACUACCCAAUGACCACAAGAUCCGUUAAGGGACGAAGGCACCCGGCCAGGUUUAUUGUCGACGAAGCACUGUACUAGUAUCCCGCAGACUCUACUGGACCACUAAUACGUGAAUGCCCAUAACAAUGGACCAGCUCAGUGAAUGGCAGGACUUUCCGUUCCUCCCUAGGCCAGACAAAGAUACUCCCUCUGAGAUGCAUCUUUAUACCCCAAUACAAGCAACAGGUGACUGGAUGGUGAGUGAGAAUCAGGAGCAGAAUCCUCAACGGGCAGAUGCUAAGCAAGUGGAACUGCACAGAGCAUUAUCACAAAGAUCUAAAGGAACUGUGUCCAGGAGUCGUGAGCAGGGAAAAGUUUGUGAGAGUCAGCACAGGUCAAAGAGGCAGCAGGGAAACCAGCGAGGGGAGAAACUGAGUAAAUCUACAAAUAGUCCAGGAACUCACAAGCACCUCAAGGAAACCAGAGCCCAGCAAAGAAUCCCCACAGGAGAGAAAAACAACACAUGCACUGAGUGUGGGAAAAGCUUCAGUAGCCCCUCAAAGCUUAUUAGGCAUGAGAGAAUCCACACAGGAGAAAGACCCUAUACCUGUUCUGAGUGUGGGAAAAGCUUCAAUGAUAUGUCCCCCCUUAUUAGACAUGAGAGGGUCCAUAUAGGAGAAAGACCUUAUGAAUGCUGUGAGUGUAGGAAAAGCUUCACUCAGAGUUCAGCACUUAUUAGACAUCAUAGAAUCCACACAGGAGAAAGACCAUAUGAAUGCUCAGAGUGUGGGAAAAAUUUCAAUGACAACUCACACCUUCUCAGACAUGAGAGAAUUCACUCGGGAAAAAGAGCCUAUAAAUGUUCAGUGUGUGGGAAAACCUUCACUUACCGCUCGGGCCUUAUUACACAUCAAAGGAAACAGACCAUAUGCAUGCUGGGAGUGUAGGAAAAACUUCACUGAUUGACCAAGGCUUAUUUGUCUUCAGAGAUUCCGCACAGGAGAGAAACCCUAUAAAUGCUCAGGGUGUGGGAAGAGCUUUUAUGUGUACUCACACCGUGUUGAGCAUCUGAGGAUCCACAAGAGUGAUAAACACCAUAAAAAACUUGCCUAGGGCUGACAAAAUAUGUUUUCUUUAAUACUUUGGUUAAUUCCCACAUAGUGAACUCUAAGGUUAUUUGCACCAUUUGGUUCGCCAUGGUCCGUCAGGUCCCCCAGACGAGUUACCUGCUUUUGCACAUGUACAGUGGUUGAAGUUUUCAAAUACAUUUCUGCAUAAAGUAACCUGACCGCCACCAUUUUUCCUAGUUUAAAGAAACCUAGAGUAUCACUUUUAUACUAUUCCUCCCACUGCAAAGUGAUUGUUAGUCACCGAGUUCCCUCUUUGGGGACAGAUUGUCUCAUUCCCAGUUGUUCUCAUGUUACCCUGGGUUGUGCAGAGCAGCAUUCCUUUUUUGUAUUGUUUUUCUCAUUUAAAAUAUAUUUAAAUAUAACCAAGAGUAGGGACAGGCAAAAGAAUGUUGUUUCAGCUUCUGUUAGACCAGAAGGUGAGUCGGAGGUGUGAGUUCUCUCCUUCCCCAACACCCGAGUAGUGUCAGCUUCUGUCUGAGCCAUGCAAUGUUUAUCUUCUCCACAUUCUAAUCCUCCACCUACCAAAGUGUCACAUGAUGCCGUAUGCUCAACUCUGUGAUUCAGAAUUGUGCUUUGAAAUCAGACUCAAUAGUGCUGCAGAUGAAUGUGUCACACAUCUGGAAGGGAAAUUUGAAUGGAUCCCAAACAGAAUGUGAUCAUUUUUAGUCUAAAUCCCAGUUUUUUGUGUGUAUGUGUUUUCUUUUCUUUUCUUUUUCUUUCUGUGUGAUGUCCCAGCUCUGUGCAGGUAGCUGACCCAGUAGACAUUGAUAGAACUAUGUAGAAAGAGCAGAGACUCGAUUCGGUGGUGAAGGCGCUCGGCCAGGUUUAUUGUUAAUGAAGCAUGGUCCUAGCACCCCAUAGAUCCUACAGAUAUGCUAACACAUAUAUGCCCGUUACAAGAGACCAGCUCAGUCAACAGCAGGACUUUCUGCUGCCCCUGUGGCUGGACGAGGGUUAAGGCGAGAUAGCCCGACAUUUAUAAACUGAGACACAACUGGGAUAAACAACUUACAUACCAUCUUACAAGUUUCAUUACAUUGCUUUGUUACCUCCCCUUGUUUCUGAGAUCUUGGACAAAACAUCCCCAUUCAUUAUUUUGUCAAACCAUCUCAUCUUGUAUUUGAUUGGAUGUAUCUGUACUAGCUGGAAUAUAUUUACAUAAAUAUCAAGUAUGUUGUUAUGUUGCCAAGGCCAGGCCUCCUCUGGUUCACAGCUUUUGGUUGAGCCUCAGAUCUUGCACGAGGCCCAGUGUGUCCAGGCACAUGCUCAUGCUCUUUCUCUCUCUCUCUCUCUCUCUCUCUCUCUCUCUACUACCCCAGGUACUAGCUAGGCCACUUCGGGACUUUUUCCUGCUUGGUUGGAAUUGUUUGCAGAUGGGAAGGUUGGCUGCUUUUUCCCCAUUAUGAUUGUUAAUACUUUUGUAAAUUACACGACUUAAUAAUAAUGAGACAGUGCUCAGUGAAGUAGGUAUCAGAGGAGAAGACAAUGGAAGAAUCAUGUAACCUGCUCUGGAAUUUUACUUUAUAUGAAACUGGAAGUGUCUGACACCUCUCUGAGAUGUUUUUUUCCCCCUCUUUCCUGAAGGCCAUUUGGUCACAUAACUAAAUAGUAGUUUUGUUUGAUAAAUUGUAGCUCAGAUUUAUUGGGAAUUUUGAGACAAGCGACCACUUGCUAAAAUAGUCAUUUCUUACUUUGUUUUUCUUACUCCCCGUCCUUCCAUGGUGGCGUGAAGUGCAGUUCAGUGAAGAGAAUACUCCACUCUAUUGGACCUGCUACGCAGGACUCAUUAAUAUUUUUUAAUCUCCAAUCUGAGAUGAUGAACAACAGCAGAUUCCAAUAGUACAACUAACUGAAGUAACUGCAUAUGUUCACAGUGUUGUUCAAUUGUGUAGGUCAAUAUUGUCAGAUCCUCCAGGGACCGACUGAAUUACGCAGUAAGUGACUUGAAACUAGGCAAAAUGUCGGUCUUUGAUUUCCAAAACAGUUAUAAUUCAGGUCUCACAGCAGGUUACCCAUGAAGCUAAUCUCCUAAAUAAUCUUAUUAUUUGGAAAAGGAUAUCCCUAACUAUGCAGAUGUAAAUAGAAAUGGUGUGUUUGCUGAACUCAUUCUUUGUAUGUGCUGCAAAUGUGGAUAAAAUGACAUCUUUCUUGAAGCAGAAAAAUAACGAUUAUGAUAGAUUUCAGAGUAGCAGCCAUGUUAGUCUGUAUCCGCAAAAAGAACAGGAGUACUUGUGGCACCUUAGAGACUAACAAAUUUAUUUCAUGGGCUACAGAGAAAUUACGUCUCUGGUAGCUUAUAGAGAUUCUGAUCCAGGCCUGUACAUAGUUCCUAAUUUUUGACAUGUGGCAUCAUAUUAAAGAAAGAAAUUAGGUAUAUGUCUGGGGAAUCCAUUCUUCACUAGCACUACUGAAAUUGUGAGUGGUUUGAUAAGGAAUUCUAGUACAGAGAAGUGUAAAUUUAUCCUGCCCUAGGCCAAGAACUUGGCAAGAACGUAGAGAGAAAUAGCAGCUGUCUAGUUGUUUGUUUUCACCCAGGAGAAGGAAGUUGUGGUUUAAUAUGGCACAGAUAAAACUGUUUACAAUGUCACUGUGUAGUUGAGUGGCACUGAUUACAGCCCCAAAGGCUGCCAUGGUGAGAUUGGGAACAAUUGUCCUUUAUUAUUUGGAUCCAGUGUUUCAUGAGGCAAAGUGAGAAAGAGCUGAUGCCUUCAGAGGACAUUCCUUCCCCAUGGGUCCCAAUCUGGCUGCCUUCCAUGCUGUGCAAGUGGUGAUAGCCAAUGAGGGAAUGAAUGUGUCAGACUGCAGGAUACGUGAAUUUUGAGUCCUGAUUCUAUGUGUUGGUUUCUUAGGCUGUGUCUACAGUACAGAGUUUUGUUGUCAAAAGUUAUGCCUCUUUUUAAUUAAAGCACUUUAAUUAAA